This is a messenger RNA of Nanorana parkeri, 1226 nucleotides long. RefSeq names its product endosulfine alpha (gene ENSA). Gene Ontology annotation, molecular function: protein phosphatase inhibitor activity. The coding region runs from base 119 to 472 and encodes 117 amino acids. NCBI's taxonomy places the organism in Eukaryota, Metazoa, Chordata, Amphibia, Anura, Dicroglossidae. Gene Ontology annotation, cellular component: cytoplasm. The record is from RefSeq and is a predicted model, not a curated record. The transcript has 3 exons.
GGAGGGUUCCCCGCUCUCAGCCCUGUGACGUCAGACACGGUGGCCGCCAUUUUGAAGUGGAGAAAGUGAAGCGCGCCGUGCUGGGGAAGCCGCCGUUCUCGGUCCCUGUAGCGGCAUCAUGUCGGAAAAAUACGAAGGGGACGUGACCUUGGAAGAGAGCGGCGAAGAGAAGCAGGAUUCCCAGGAGAAGGAAGUAGUUGCACCAGAAAAAUCAGAAGAGCAAAAACUGAAGGCCAAAUAUCCCAAUCUGGGGCAGAAGCCAGGCGGAUCCGACUUCCUUAUGAAGAGGCUUCAGAAAGGGCAAAAGUACUUUGAUUCCGGAGACUACAACAUGGCAAAGGCCAAGAUAAAGAACAAGCAGCUGCCAUGCGCCGGGCCGGAUAAAAACCUAGUCACUGGCGAUCAUAUCCCAACGCCGCAGGACCUUCCGCAGAGGAAGUCUUCACUCGUUACCAGCAAGCUAGCCGGGUAGCACGCCCCUGUAGACCGGACAUGUCCGCAGUCCACUGUACCAUAGAGCUGGGAUGGCUGGACUCUCACAUUAACACAUCACCUUGUCAGUGCUGGAAGGGCCGGUGCCUCAUUGUCCUCCAAUGCUACACUGGCCGUUCCUCGCUGAGAAUAAGCUUCUGAUCGUUUUUCCAAGCAAGCCAGCAAGACCGCCGCCUGACUAGAGACUUGCAGUGGGUGAUGGACAAAGUGUGAUGAGUUCCUGGUGCAGACAUAUUGGCUAAGACAAUUACCUGACUGUUGUUAUAUAGUGUAAAAUAUAUCUAUGGGUUUUGCAUUCCUUUGUGUGUGUGACACAGGCAUGCCAGAGACUUGUCACAGUGGCGAUAUUGCCACCCUUGGAGAGCUGACCAUGUGAGUGAACGGAGUGGAAUGUCUUCUGUGGCGAGGUCCGCGGCUCCCCAACAAGGCCUCGGCUGGAUGAGAAAAAACAAACCUUUAAAAACCGUCAGACCUUUCAGUGGUGUAAGAUAAUAGAGAGCGUGAAAAUCUACUCUGUAUCUGUGAGCUACUACGGAAGCCAAGGGAUGUCAUAAAAUCCCUUACGUAGGCUUUGUCUGUCUCUUGUGCAAAUGGUACAUUGUGAUGAGCCUGUAUCUUUGCCCCCCGUUUAUAAUAAUGCCACAUGGAUCUACAAAAAGUAAAAACUGACACCCUCACAAUUUUAAAAUGUACUCUGUGUGGUGGUCCUGUGCUUUAAUUAAACAGUUUCCCUU